GGACAUCGGAAGGAACUGUUGAAAGCAUUAAUGAGGUUUUAGCUAGGAAAGACCUAAAAAUAAAAGGGUCUUUGAGGUUUUGUUAGAUUUUAUUCGGUGCCAAACUGAAGGCUUAGUGAGCACCAUUGGAGACUUAAAAUUAAAUUUUCUGGAAACUCCUUUACUUAGAUCGCAUGUUUCGAUAAAACUCUAGUUCCCUUGAUUGGUUAGAAGUGUGAACUGUUAGGAAGCUUUAUAUGCUUGUCGUAACAAAACAAGAGUGCCUGAAGCACCCAAGCGCUUUUAUUAGAUAACUAAGUAUCCGUAAAGCUCAUUUAAAACUUGACACAAGUACUUUAGUAACAAAAACAAAAUCUGUGUAGUUUUUAUCUCGAAGUUGAGAGGGCUGAUUUACUUUCAUUUUUAUCGCUUCAACCUUUGAUAAGAUAGCGCAUGUGAGUUAUUUAAGCGCGAACUAACAUAUGUAGGCACACAUUGAACUUAUCAUGAUGUUUAUAUAUGUAUAUACAAAUAUAUAUGUACAUAUAUACAAGCAUGGGGUAUAAAUUUGUUAGCUAACCGAAUUAUCACCUUUAUAGUUGUUUUUUUAUUGCAUACUGAUUACUUAUUAUCUGCGCCCUAACCACACCAAUUAAGUAUUUAUAAGCAUUAUCUGACAAAAAAUCAAAAAAUAAUAUUUAUUUAACCAAUAAAUAUAUGUAUACAUAAGUAAGUUAACGCCACAAAUGAGCUACACAAACAAACACACACAGCGCACAGAGAUUUUCGUGACACAAUUCCAAACAAGUACAGACAACUUUAUAUAAUCUGCGCUCACUGCCAUACCAUAUACUCGUACCUGUCUAUCAACGCCCACGCACGCUUAGUCACACGCUCCUCUGACUCGAGUCAAAGCGCUGACAAUAAAUUAAAUUAUCGGCGCGUCGUUUGAAUGAUGGCCUAAACAACAACAAAUGCGCGCAAUCGAAAUAUAUAUAGAAAUAAAUUGCAUUUGUUUGCAAAUAUCAAUCGAAACAAAGCGCGUUCAAGGUGUACGCCAGCGUGAUGGUUAUUGACUAGUUUAGUGCGCACAAUGCAGCGCGACGGCCAACCGACAUUGGAGCGGAUGCUGCGCGAUAUGAGAAUUUAUUGCAAUGCGACAAUCUACUUAUAUGCAUUAAAGGAAGUGCUAACGUUGUUCCGUUGUUGACCGAGAGCACAGCACAGUGUCACUGCUUCGCGUUUACGGUUUACUGCAUUUUCGUUAAAACCAAAAGUGGAAACUUGCCCAGUAUUGAGCGCUCUUAAUUUAUUGUGAAUUAGCGACGCGGCGGAGAUUUCAAUUCUAAGCGCUCCUAUACGGAGUAACAACGUAUUGUGUGACGCAAUGAAAAUUUCAAAUAAUCGUAGUACGCUCUGUCGACGCGCACUCACAACAGAACACCUUUCGAGACACCGACCGCACCGCGACCGCAGCGCGUGUAAAGAAAGCUAUUAAAAAAUCGCUCACCGAUAAUGACGAUAAUAAAAAUGUUAUAAAGCGAAUGCGGCGAGCACUGGGCGCACGGAAAAAGCUCCACAAUUGACGCCGCUGGAAAAGCGUAGCGUAACGUGAGAGCCGUGCCGCGCCGCGCGGCGGAGUACGAGUCACUAAAGUACUGAAGUAAUCGAAACGCUUAGUAAGCGAUUGAAACGCGCGUUGAGCGGCAGCGAAAAAUACUUACCGACCGUCAAGUGUUUUGUACUUGAUUAAUAAUAGCGAGAAACGCAGGUGCCGGCGGUGGUGGGGCGUGUGUUGUUGUGCCUGUGUGUAACCAGAUAGCGAAAAACGUAUGUAUCUUAACUAAAUUAGCGCGUUAUUCGGUCGUUCGGUUACUUCCCCAGUGUCUACAUUGCCAAUGUGGCCUUGAAAAGGGCAAAAAAUCAGCUGAAAUUCCACGGUGUUCACAAAAUAAAAACAAAAAAACCGGAAAAAUAACACAAAAAAUAACAAAAAAUGUGGUGGGUUUGGUUAAUUGUUGGUGUUGUACUGGCUGUGCUCGUCAUUUUCGUGAUUACGCCACUCCUCUACAUCUGCUACAAGCGCAACUACUGGCGUUGGCAUCAGGUGCCCUACGAACCGCCCGCACCGGAAUUCGAGAUACUGCAGCGCUUGUUCGGUCUGCGCCCCACACUCGAAUGGGAGGAGCUGGAGCACUACGAUGCACUGUAUCGGAAUUUUAAGGGCCAAAGCCCAUUUUGCGGUUACUACCAUCUCAUGCAGCCGCGCGCCCUUAUACUCGACCGCGACUUGAUUAUGCAGAUACUGAUCAAGAACUUCUCGAAUUUCAACGAUCGCGGCAUCUACCACAACAGCAAGCACGAUCCGCUCUCAGCCGAUCUGUAUAGUCGUCGCGGUGCGGAGUGGAAAGAGAUGCGUUUGCGACUGGAGCCGAUCUUCGCCAAAGAUGAAAUGCGCCACCUAUACGACGGUUUGCGCGAGUCGUGCGCAGAGUGGCUGAAUGGCUUCGAUCAGCUGGUGCUAGCUGAGCGCGCACACAGCGGCUACAUUGAGAUACGUACACAAAUACGGCGCUAUGUGUUGGCCACUUUGGCUGCUUGUGUAUUCGAUUUAAACGCGCAACGCCAACAGAAAUAUCCGCUCAAUGUAUUCGACGACAUGACUCAUCUGGAGAAUACGACAUCACGUCACAGCGAAUUUGCGAAUGCGUUUCUACGUCGCUACCCGCGUUUGGGUAAGAAACUCAAGCUGCGCACCACUUCCAAAGAGGUGGAAGACUAUUUCACGGGGCUCAUCACUGAGGUGGUCACGGAACGCGAACAGAGCGGUGCCGUUAAGAAAGACUAUCUGCAGCUGCUGGUUAACUUAAUGCAGCAGGAGUUGAGUACGCACGAAGUGCAAGAUCAAACAAUGAAGGAGCUCAAGGAGCACUUAAUGGAUGAGUUGGCGGCGCAUGCGAUCUCCUUUCUGAAGGCGGGCUUACGCCCAACCACACACACCAUCACAUAUGUUCUGUAUGAGUUGGCUCUAAACGAACCCAUACAGCAGCAGUUGCGUGACGAGGUGGAAGAAGCCUUGCAACGGCACAACAAUGAGCUUUCCUACGAUUGCAUACGUGAACUGAAGUUUCUGGGUCAAGUUAUAUCAGAGACCAUACGCCUGCAUCCGGUUGUACCUUAUCUGAUACGACGCACACUCACCGAUUUCCCGGUACCGAACAACAACAAAUAUGUGCUCCCCAAAAAUAUGUUCAUCAUCGUGCCGACACAUGCCAUACACAGCGACGCUGAAUAUUAUCCCGAUCCGUUUAUAUUCAAACCGGAACGCUUUGGUCGCACAGACAAUAAACGACGCGACCUCUGCAUGUGGCUGGGCUUCGGCGAGGGUCCACGCAGCUGCAUUGGUCUGCACUUUGCGCAGCUUAUGAUGCGUCUACUGCUGGCACAGUUGAUCACGCGUUACAGUUUCAGUGUGGAUCGUACGCGUUUGAUGGUCAAGCCACAGAAUGUGAUUAGAUUGCGUGUGGACCCGCUCAAUGAACAACCCGAGGGCAGGGAGGCGGAAGUGGUUAUCUAGCUGUAUUUCGGGUAUAUGGGUAUUUUAGGUUUUUACAGGGUGACUAUUGUAAAUAUUUAUUUAUGUAUAUUUUUGUUAUGUGAAAAUCUUGAAAUGUAAAAAACACCACACGACUCUACGCUUAAAUGGGCCCAGCAGUGUAAUAUAUUAUUAACUUAUUUUUAUUUGAAAUGCUUUUUUAGAAAAGUAAACAUUUGUUAUUGUGAAACAACAAAAUCUAGGAGUCUAGUUAAGCGCAGUGACCUCUUCACUGCCGUGCAGUAUUGACCUAGCUAUAAGUGUAGAAACAGUUUGUAUAUCAGUUACAAUAACAACGAAGACAUAGCGUUAACAAUGUUAGUGAGAAAUGUUAAUAAAUGAAGAAAUUAAAAAAUAAUAUUGUGAAA
Zeugodacus cucurbitae (melon fly) is the source of this 3942-nucleotide messenger RNA. It is a transcript of the gene Cyp317a1, whose product is annotated as probable cytochrome P450 317a1. Lineage: Eukaryota; Metazoa; Arthropoda; Insecta; Diptera; Tephritidae. Gene Ontology annotation, molecular function: heme binding; iron ion binding; monooxygenase activity. The transcript is spliced from 2 exons. The coding region runs from base 1976 to 3556 and encodes 526 amino acids. The record is from RefSeq and is a predicted model, not a curated record.